Messenger RNA from Humulus lupulus (European hop), 1509 nucleotides. RefSeq lists its product as uncharacterized. Gene Ontology annotation, molecular function: catalytic activity. Bases 1 to 1509 code for a protein of 502 amino acids. The transcript has a single exon. Lineage: Eukaryota; Viridiplantae; Streptophyta; Magnoliopsida; Rosales; Cannabaceae. The record is from RefSeq and is a predicted model, not a curated record.
AUGGAGAUUACUAAUACUCCUCCUCGAAGUUUUCAGUUUAUUAAGGAACAUGGCCAGAUUUUGAAACAAGGAGUAGAAUAUGAGUGGCUUCCUACUAAAUGCAAGAGUUGUUCAGGGUUUGGGCACUCUAUGGUAGACUGUCAUAAGGAGAAGAAGACUAUUUGGGUGAAAAAAGAAGCUAGUUCUAAAGCUGAAGUCCCAAUGGAACAGUCAAAAGUUUUCAUUGGGCUAAAUGAAGAGGAAUUAGGGGAGCAAGCUGGUGUGUCUGAAGUAGUGGAUCAUACUGAUUCGAUUAUUAGUGCAGCUGCAUUUUCAGGGGAGGACAACUCUGGUCAGAUAAGGGAGUCAAGUAAGGAUGAGGUUUGGCAAACUCCUAGGCGUGUUGCUAUUCAGAGUAGGCAGGGUCCUUUUACUGGUGGCACUUCUAAUCAGGCUGUUCAGACUCAAAGCAGACUAAUCAAUUUGUUGUUCUUUAGGAACAGGUACAUGGUGGUAAGGUUGGGUUUCUUGGAGGUAGUUUUCCUAAUGGAUAAGUGUAAUAUUCUGAGCUGGAACCUAAGAGGGCUGAAUAGUAUAAAUAAACAAAUUUCAGUCCAAGAUGUUUGUAGAAGGAAUAAGAUUGGUAUUGGUGGUUUGUUGGAAACUAAAAUGAGGGGGAAUAAAAUUGGUGAGUUCAUGGAGCAUAAACUUCCUAAUUGGGAGUUUUAUUCUAGUCCGAAAAUUGAGGGUAGACUCUUGAUUAUUUGGAGGAAGGGGAUAGUGCGAAUGUCUGUCUUGGAGGAGUCUCCUCAGACGGUUCACUGUCAGGUUAACUUGGUAGGCCAGAGGGGUAUGUUUUACGUUACCUUUGUCUAUGGUUAUAACGUGCUAGAGAAUAGAAGAAGCUUAUGGCAUGAUCUAACUCGUAUUUCGCUUUUAGUUAAAGCUUGGAUAGUUUUAGGGGAUUUUAAUGCCCCUUUUUCUGGUUUGGAUCGGUCUGGAGGUAAACCUAUAGCAGGUGUGGAGUUGACUGAUCCUGUAGGUUGGCUAGUUGAAGCUAAAAUGGAGGCUAUGAAAAGUAGUGGUUCUUAUUUUACUUGGACUAAUAACCAGGAUGGCUCAGCUAGGAUCUACUCAAAGAUAGAUCAUGUGUUCAUGAAUGAGGAUUGGUUGGACAUGUUUCCUCAAUCUUUGGUUGUUUUCAGUUGGGAGGUGGUCUCAGAUCAUUGCUCUUGUGUGGUGUCUAAUAUUCCUAUGGAGGCUAUGGGAAUCAAACUUUUCAGAUUUUUUAAUUUUUGGACUGGCCAUUCAUCUUUUAAACAGGUUGUUUUGAGUAGUUGGAGGGUCCCUAUAAGAGCUUCUGGUCUUAGAGCAAUCUAUCUUAGGCUUGUGAGGUUGAAGCAUCGUCUUAAGAAGUUCAACAGGGACUAUAUUGGUGAUGUUGGGUGUAACUAUCAGUCGGCUAUGGGGGCUUAUCAAGAUGCUCAAUUUCAAGCCCAAGUGAAUCCUUUUGAUAUCAGGUUACAAUAG